This is a messenger RNA of Actinia tenebrosa (Australian red waratah sea anemone), 1647 nucleotides long. RefSeq lists its product as uncharacterized. The record is from RefSeq and is a predicted model, not a curated record. Gene Ontology annotation, molecular function: calcium ion binding; Notch binding. Gene Ontology annotation, biological process: Notch signaling pathway. NCBI's taxonomy places the organism in Eukaryota, Metazoa, Cnidaria, Anthozoa, Actiniaria, Actiniidae.
AUGCGUUGCAAGAAGAGAGAUCAAGCAAGAAAAACUUUUGGAAACGACUUGAAAUUGAUAGCCCAAGUUGAUAGCGAAAAAUGCUCAGAUAUCGAUGAGUGUGCUUCUAAUCCUUGUCAAAAUGGAGGAUCAUGUCAAGACCGAGUCAACUCAUACAACUGUACAUGUGCUGCAGGAUUUACUGGGGUCAACUGUCAGACAGAUAUCGAUGAGUGUGCUUUUAAUCCUUGUCAAAAUGGAGGAUCAUGUCAAGACCGAGUCAACUCAUACAGCUGUACAUGUGCUUCAGGGUUUGCGGGAGAGAAAUGCGAGCUAGCUAUAGAAUGGCUUAAAGUUGGCAGUGAAGUGUGCAUUGGAUCAAAAAAUGAUAUGUUCGGAAGGUUUAUUAUUCCAGUUGCCUGCCAUGUCUUAAAUUUCAAACUUGUUUAUGUGUCUGGAGGUGGAAUAUCGUGGUCAACUGGAAUCCCUAAAGCCUACUGGGGAACUAUCAAAAACAACAACAAAGAUCUUAAUUUACAUAUUACAGAUGUUAAGAACAAUAGAAUCAGUCCACCACCUGACUUCCCACUGAGGAGUGCAUCCAAUUACAUGACAUACCAGUUGCCAGGUGUGACCAACAUGGACCCAGAACUUACAUUCCCUGAGUUGUCACCUCCCCUAGCAGUGACAGCAGGCAAGGAGUUCAGGAUAUGGGUGGAUCAAGAUCUGAUAAACAUAUAUGAAAGAAACAACGAGGGACAAACGUAUAUCGAUGAUUGUACUUCUAAUCCUUGUCAAAAUGGAGGAUCAUGUCAAGACCGAGUCAACUCAUACAACUGUACAUGUGCUGCAGGGUUUGUAGGAGAGCACUGCGAGCGAGCUAUAGAAUGGCUUAAAGCUGGUAGCGCAGUGUGUAUUGGUGGGAAAAACAAUCAGUCCGGAAAUUUUACUAUCCCGGUUGCUUGCCAUGUCUUGAACUUCAAACUUGUUAAUGUGUCUGGAGGUGGAUUAUCGUGGAAACCUGGAGACACCAAAGCCUACUGGGGAACUACCAUUAGACACAACAAUAAAGAUCUUAAUUUACACAUCACUGAUGCCGACAACAAUAGAAUCAGUCCGCCACCUGACUUCCCACUGACUUACGUUCGGUUCGGUUUCCUGAUAUACCAGUUACCAGGUGUGACCAACAUGGACCCAGAACUUACAUUCCCUGAGUUGUCACCUCCCCUAGCAGUGACAGCAGGCAAGGAGUUUAGGAUAUGGGUGGAUGAAGAUCUGAAAAACAUUUAUGAAGAAGACAACGAGGGACAAACUUGUGCUGAUGUUUGGAUUAGGAAAUACUAAGUAUCUUGUAAAGUAUGUUGAGAUAAAUCAAGAGAAAGCAAACAACACCAACAAAAGCAAUAAGAACACGACAAAUAGAAUUCAGAAAAUUCCCAUUAUUUGCAAGCAAUAUAUCACCAUAUACCCCGCUAAUACACAUAAUUCUCAACACAAUAUUUAAGCGUAUAACUAGUAUAUAUAUUUAGUAACAUUCACAUUCACUUCAAUUUGGUUCACAACAUUGAUUUUAAUACAUGCUGAAGUUCUUGCCAAGAGGAGCGUUCUUCACUGAAUUUCCCAUCUUAUAUUUUAACCAUAUAUUUAUUCUAUCACCACUCAAUUACU